AGAGGGGCAUCCUCCUUGGUGGGAUCACUUGUCGAUGUGGCCCGCGGGCGUGCAUUGAUUGCCGCGGGAGCUCAUUGUGUCCUGGGAGAUCCACCGAUCCCCGUGCGUCCAUGAGUCGUCCAACGCCCUCAUCAUCCGGAUGAGCGUGACCAAUCCACCAUCGGGCGCGUCGGCUCCAGGGUCCGCGAACGGUGGCGGUCAAUCAACAUUGGGCCGGAGUCAGCCAUUGAGGCGAAAUGCUCCAGCGGCGGCAUUGGACGAUCCUCUCGACAGGGCCUCGCAACGAUAUGAACCCAAGACUCGGGUGACCGAGCGCUACCGCAUCGUUGGCUUCAUCAGCAGCGGCACGUAUGGACGCGUCUACAAGGCCACAGCCCGGAGUCAACCUGCGCAGGAGCAGGGUAGCAAAGAUGCCGAGGUCCACCGGCCGCCUGGCCUGCAGGUCGCUAUCAAGAAGUUCAAGCCGGACAAGGAGGGCGAGCAGAUUAGCUAUACGGGCAUCUCACAAUCCGCUAUCCGUGAGAUGAGCAUAUGCGCAGAACUUCGGCAUGAGAACGUCAUCAGGCUGGUGGAAACGCUGCUGGAGGACAAGUGUAUCUUCAUGGUCUUUGAGUACGCCGAGCAUGAUCUGCUGCAAAUUAUUCAUCAUCACACGACGCAGCCACCAGGGCCUCGACGACCGAUACCCGCGACUGUCGUCAAGAGUCUUCUCUUCCAGCUGCUCAACGGGUGUCAUUACCUGCACACAUCUUGGGUAUUGCACCGCGACUUGAAGCCGGCCAACAUCAUGGUCACAUCAGAGGGUCGUGUCAAGAUUGGCGAUGUAGGACUGGCACGCCGUUUUGACAAGCCGCUUGCAUCUCUUUUCGGCGGCGACAAGGUCGUUGUGACAAUUUGGUACCGUGCACCGGAGCUUAUUCUGGGAUCGUACCAUUACACGCCUGCGAUAGAUCUGUGGGCCAUUGGGUGUAUCUUUGCUGAGCUGCUGUCACUGCGCCCCAUUUUUAAAGGCGAGGAGGCGAAGAUGGACAGCAAGAAGACGGUUCCGUUCCAGCGAAACCAGAUGCAGAAGAUUGUCGAGGUCAUGGGCAUGCCUACAAAGGAGAGGUGGCCCCUCAUCACUUCGAUGCCUGACUACGCACACCUGAGCUCUGUGAGGCCGCCAGUGGAUCACCAUCACCAUCACAACCACCACUCCUCUGCCAGAGCGUAUCCCAACACAUCGCAACUAGAGAAAUGGUACUACAACACCAUCAAUCACGGCUCAGCGUCCACAUCUUCGUCGAUGCCGAGCAACGCUGGCAGCCCUCCAUCGCCCCUGUCGUCACUGGGCGCGGAAGGCUACAAGCUACUGGCCGGCCUCCUUGAAUACGACCCAGUGAAGCGCCUCACCGCCGAGCAGGCAUUGCAACAUCCCUUCUUCUCCACAGGCGACAAGGUACUUGCAACUGCUUUUGAGGGUCUCAAGGUCGAGUAUCCCCACCGGCGCGUGAGCCAAGACGACAACGACAUCAGGACCAGCAGUCUUCCCGGAACAAAGCGAAGCGCGCUGGGUGACGAUCUGUUGCGGCCGCCCAAGCGGAUAAAGGGGUAGAGGCAUCUUUAUCCGAAACAGGGCACCGCGUUCUCGAGAGCUGUCAAGCCUGUUGGCGCAUAACACCGAACUCGCUCCCGCUUAUUCCAGGUUCGGACUACAGUUCCAAGCCGACACGGAUGCCGAGACCGACAUAACCAAGGACGUAUGUAUCCUUGUGGGC
This is a messenger RNA of Emericellopsis atlantica, 1757 nucleotides long. RefSeq names its product kinase-like domain-containing protein. The transcript has 2 exons. Gene Ontology annotation, cellular component: mediator complex; nucleus. Gene Ontology annotation, molecular function: RNA polymerase II CTD heptapeptide repeat kinase activity; cyclin-dependent protein serine/threonine kinase activity; ATP binding. The coding region runs from base 140 to 1594 and encodes 484 amino acids. The record is from RefSeq and is a predicted model, not a curated record. NCBI's taxonomy places the organism in Eukaryota, Fungi, Ascomycota, Sordariomycetes, Hypocreales, Bionectriaceae. Gene Ontology annotation, biological process: protein phosphorylation.